UGACUAAUUUUGUUUUAGAGUUCAUCACGGAGUCCUCAAGAAUUUAUGAAUGAAUGUUUAGUUUGUUUUUGGAUUGGAUAGACGACUUGAGCAAUUUAUUCUUCGUGACACAGAAAAUGAUACGUAUCUUUCGCAAUCACAAUCUCGGGGAUGGUUUCAUAAGAAAAGCGUUUUCGCUAUCAGCUCUGGCAGCCAAACGGUUCAUCAUCAAGGACCAUUAUGAAUUUGACAAAAAGGUGAUCAACAGCGACAAUCCGGUGAUCGUCAAUUUUCACGCUGAAUGGUGUGAUCCUUGCAAAAUACUUACCCCCAAAAUGACCGAAUUGCUGGAGCCAUCGGAGGACAUCGACUUGGCUAUAGUAGACGUGGACGAUAAUGCCGAGUUGGUGCACACAUUCGAGGUGAAAGCGGUUCCAGCGGUGUUAGCAUUCCGCAACGGCGUCGUGGUAGACAAAUUUAUCGGCCUAGUGGACGCAACCAUGAUCGAGAAUCUCAUCGGGAAUCUGACGAAGAAGAAACAACCAUCGUAGUAUAAUGUGAUCUUUUGUUGACUGGCUUAAUUUGGUUUUUCAAUGCCAAUUGACCACUAAUAAGCUCGUGCUCUCAAAUGCACUUUACCACUCUGUUUCCGUAACGUGAGGAAUUCAUUCGCUUUGUUAUUUUUAUGAUAAUAAUUUUUAGAAUAAGAGUUGUAUGUGUUUUCAACUAAUGUAAAUUGUUAUGUUUUUCGAGACAAUAAGACAAUAUAGAUUACACAUAAACGCCGCUCUUAAUCACAUAUCGAUGUUUCGUGUAGGAUUAAGAUAGUCAGAAAUUGGGAAGAGAAUACAAUACAACAUUUGAUUUACAGAAAA
Messenger RNA from Toxorhynchites rutilus septentrionalis, 854 nucleotides. RefSeq names its product thioredoxin, mitochondrial. The transcript is spliced from 3 exons. The record is from RefSeq and is a predicted model, not a curated record. The coding region runs from base 54 to 530 and encodes 158 amino acids. NCBI's taxonomy places the organism in Eukaryota, Metazoa, Arthropoda, Insecta, Diptera, Culicidae. Gene Ontology annotation, cellular component: cytoplasm. Gene Ontology annotation, molecular function: oxidoreductase activity, acting on a sulfur group of donors, disulfide as acceptor.